Acanthosepion pharaonis is the source of this 867-nucleotide messenger RNA. Lineage: Eukaryota; Metazoa; Mollusca; Cephalopoda; Sepiida; Sepiidae. The record is from the annotation of a GenBank genome assembly.
AUGUUUUCCCCAGACUCUACUCAUUCUCGUCAUUGGCAAGUAUCCAAGAAAAUAUUCCUUGUUUGCCGAAACCUAUUCGAUGCUGACUCCACUAGUGAACCGAGAAGCAGACUGUUUGUUGAUAUGUCAGGCGCCCUUCUUACCAAGAUGUUGCCCCCGAGGACCUUUAAGAUGGAGCGAAACGUCAUACUUCGACUUCCUGUUGUUACCUUGUUAUGUUCAUCGUACACAGAAUCAGCCCGUUCAGGUGAUGACGAUAGACUACAUCCGCGUCCUGGCAAUUUCUCUCUCUCACUCACCCACUCUCUCUCUCUCUCUCUAUUAUCAUCGUUUUUCUUUCUCUCUCUCUUUCUAUUAUCAUUGUCCUUUCUUUCUUUCUUUCUUUCUUUCUUUCUUUCUUUUCUUUCUUUCUUUCUUUCUGUCUCCUUUUUUUAUCCACACUUUUUAAAUUCACCUCUUUUCUUCCCUUUUUUCUUUAAUCCGCCAUUUAAAAAAAAAAUAAUCUCUCUCCUUCUUCCUCUUCUUUCUCCAAUGCUUUUUCAAAGUAAUCUUUUUACCUUUCUUUUCUUUCUGAAAUCUUUCCUUAACUUCUUUUCUAUUUUUCUUUUCGAUUCUUUUUCUCUCCCUUUUCCUUAUUUUAAUCCUACUUUCAUUUAUCCUUUUCAUUUAUCCCUCUCUUCCUUGUCUUUUUUACAAUCCAUCUUUUCUUCUUCUUUUUCCCCUUCCCUGUCUCGUUCAUUAUUUAAUUCUCAUAUAUUUUUAUUUUUAACAUUUUUCUUCUCCCUUUUCCCACGUAAAUCCUUCCUUUUUUUUCUUCUUUCGAAUUCUUCUUUAUUUCCUUUUCUAUUUCAUUCUUUCCAUUCUUAA